Messenger RNA from Cynara cardunculus var. scolymus (artichoke), 2294 nucleotides. RefSeq names its product probable receptor-like protein kinase At1g49730. The transcript has 9 exons. Gene Ontology annotation, biological process: protein phosphorylation. Lineage: Eukaryota; Viridiplantae; Streptophyta; Magnoliopsida; Asterales; Asteraceae. The record is from RefSeq and is a predicted model, not a curated record. Bases 1 to 2001 code for a protein of 666 amino acids. Gene Ontology annotation, molecular function: ATP binding; protein kinase activity.
AUGGUGAAAUACAGAUGGACCCUACUCUUACUGUCUCUUCUAUUGCUUGCAGGAAUGCAGCUUUCUACUGCAAUGGCAGCUUCAGCAGGUUGCCCCUUAAAUAUAAGUGAUUAUAACGUUAGCCGUGCUGCCAUCAUUUGUUCUGACACAAAAUCUAGAGCAAGUUGUUGUCGUUAUAUCAACGCUCUUGUUGCAGUUUCUAUUGUUCGUUAUGCAAAUAUAACCAACAACCUAGGAGUUACUCCAGAAUUAUCCAAUAUUUGCCUCCAGACUAUAUCCGAUACUUUAGAACUACAUGGAAUGACAAAAAAUGCUACAGUUUUCUGUGGAUUUGGGACGAAAAUUCCUGUCAAUUACGAGUGCCUUGGAAUAACAACCGUCAACCAGAUGCUGCAAUCUCCAAAAUUUUCCAAUGUCACUCUAAAUUGCAGAGUGCCAUUCUUAGGCGAAGAUGGUUGUAAGAAGUGUUUGAAUGCUGGCAUCUUGUAUCUAAGGAACGUAGUGGGAGCUGGGAAUAAUACAACAUUGAGCACUUGCAGGGAUGCAGCGUUUGUCGCUCUUGCUAGCCAAGUUGAUGGUGUCUCUGCGAUUGAGAUUGCCGACUGCUUCUUUGGAGUUCAAGGGCUUGCUAAUGCUCCAGUUUCAGGAUCCACCCCUUCUUCAUUUUCACCCAAGUCAUCUCCAAGUCCGUUUGUUGCUGCCAGCCCAAGUCAGCUCUCUUUGAGUGUACCUAAUAUUGGAAAACACCAUUCCUACCAUCUAUCAUUGGUUCCUGGUAUUGGCAUCGCAGUUACAGCAGUGGCCACUAUGAUGCUGGUACUAAUGGUUUUCCUUAUUCGUAGGAAAAGUAGAGAACUGGAUGGGCAUGACAUGAUGACUGAUAAAACCUCGAUAAAAAUGUUCCAAGAAGUUUAUGCAGGUCCAUCAUCAAUGUUUAUGAAGUUCAGCUAUAGGGAGGUGAAAAAAGCAACCAACAACUUCAGUACUCUUAUUGGACAAGGUGGAUUUGGCACUGUAUACAAAGCUCAAUUUAGUGAUGGUUCUACAUUAGCAGUGAAGCGUAUGGAUAAAGUUUCAGAACAGGCUGUGGAAGAAUUCUGCAGAGAAAUAGAGCUUCUUGCUAGACUUCAUCACCGUCAUCUUGUUGCCUUAAAAGGAUUUUGCAUUAAAAAACACGAAAGGUUUCUCAUGUAUGAAUAUAUGGCAAAUGGGAGCUUAAAGGAUCAUCUUCACACUCCAGGUAUAGCUCCGCUGAGUUGGCAGACAAGAAUACAAAUUGCAAUUGAUGUGGCAAACGCUUUGGAAUACCUCCACUUCUACUGUGAUCCUCCUCUAUGCCAUAGAGACAUCAAGUCCAGCAAUAUAUUACUUGAUGAGAAUUUCAUAGCAAAGGUUGCAGACUUUGGCCUUGCAUAUGCUUCUAAAGAUGGAUCCAUCUGCUUUGAACCAGUCAACACAGAGAUCAGAGGAACUCCAGGUCACAUGGAUCCUGAAUAUGUUGUCUCUCAAGAACUAACCGAAAAGAGUGACAUCUACAGUUACGGAGUUGUACUGUUAGAGUUAGUGACCUCUAGACGAGCUAUACACGACAACAAGAAUUUGGUCGAGUCUUGCCAGUCCCUUAUGGCAUCAGAAUCAAGACUCGGGGAGCUCGUAGACCCCGCCAUUGGCGACUCCUUUGACUUGGAUCAACUUCAAACGGUUGUAACCAUUGUGAAAUUGUGUACCCAGAGAGAAGGGAGGGGCAGACCUUCAAUUAAGCAAGUACUAAAGCUUUUAUACGAGUGUGCUGACCCCAUGCAUAACGGGUUUAUUGAAGCUGUGGAAGAUGAAAGAGGAAGGACAAGUAAAGGCAAGAUGCACAGAAGAGAUGGGAUGUUUCAAAGUUGGGAUGGUCAGGGUCCAGCCUCUUCGUCUAGUACAUCACGGUCGUAUUGUAGUAGAAGUUUUCUACUGGAGACCGGAUCACCUCAAUCUCCUUCAAAUGCACCCUCCAUUUAAAGUUCAAAAAUCGAAGAUGCUUUGGUAGUUGUACGGUACAAGUGCUCCAAUCCAUUUGUAAGAUGUACAGUACAACCACCCUUGGAUGGGUUUCAUAACGUUUUUAUUGCUAAGAAGUCGGAAUGGGGUUCUGUGAGCGAUGAAGCGUUUUGCAGGUAUGUUUUCAAAAUUGUAGAGUAUGAGGUUUUAGAAUCAAACAUUGAAUUGGCAAUGGUUGAGAUAGAUAUAGUUUUGAGUUUUGUAUGUUAAAAAUUUUGUUCAGAAAUAUCGUUUUUGUAGGUAUGUUAUGAGUU